GGCGGCGGCGGUGGCGGCCCCGGGGUGCGGAGCUGGUGCCCGGCGUGGAGAUCCGCGAGCGCAGCCAUGCCCCAGGCCGCCUCCGGGGCAGCAGCGGCGGCGGCGGCCGGGGCUGGGGCGCGGGCCGGAGACGCCGGGGGCCCGGCGACGACCCGGGAGGGACGAUGAAGCGGCAGAAUGUGCGCACGUUGGCUCUCAUCGUGUGCACCUUCACCUACCUGCUGGUGGGCGCCGCGGUGUUCGACGCGCUGGAGUCGGAGCCGGAGAUGAUCGAGCGACAGCGGCUGGAGCUGCGGCAGCUGGAGCUGCGGGCGCGCUACAACCUCAGCGAGGGCGGCUACGAGGAGCUGGAGCGCGUCGUGCUGCGCCUCAAGCCGCACAAGGCCGGCGUGCAGUGGCGCUUCGCCGGCUCCUUCUACUUCGCCAUCACCGUCAUCACCACCAUCGGCUAUGGCCACGCGGCACCCAGCACGGACGGCGGCAAGGUGUUCUGCAUGUUCUACGCACUGCUAGGCAUCCCGCUCACGCUCGUCAUGUUCCAGAGCCUAGGUGAGCGCAUCAAUACCUUGGUGAGGUACCUGCUGCAUCGUGCCAAGAGGGGGCUGGGCAUGCGGCAUGCCGAGGUGUCCAUGGCCAACAUGGUGCUCAUCGGCUUCGUGUCGUGCAUCAGCACGCUGUGCAUUGGCGCCGCUGCCUUCUCCUACUAUGAGCGCUGGACCUUCUUCCAGGCCUAUUACUACUGCUUCAUCACGCUCACCACCAUCGGCUUCGGCGACUACGUGGCGCUGCAGAAGGACCAAGCGCUGCAGACGCAGCCGCAGUACGUGGCCUUCAGCUUCGUGUACAUCCUCACGGGCCUCACGGUCAUCGGCGCCUUCCUCAACCUCGUGGUGCUGCGAUUCAUGACCAUGAACGCCGAGGACGAGAAGCGCGACGCGGAGCAUCGCGCUCUGCUCACGCACAACGGUCAGGCGGGUGGCCUGGGUGGCCUGAGCUGCCUGAGCGGUAGCCUGAGCGACAGCGUGCGUCCCCGCGACCCAGUCACGUGCCCGGCAGCGGCGGGUGGCAUGGGCGUGGGUGGCAGCGGCUUCCACAAUGUCUACGCCGAGGUGCUGCACUUCCAGUCCAUGUGCUCGUGCCUCUGGUACAAGAGCCGCGAGAAGAUGCAGUACUCCAUCCCUAUGAUCAUCCCGCGGGACCUCUCCACGUCCGACACGUGCGUGGAGCACAGUCACUCAUCGCCGGGAGGUGGUGGUCGCUACAGUGACACGCCCUCGCACCCCUGCCUGUGCAGCGGGACGCAGCGCUCGGCCAUCAGCUCGGUGUCCACGGGCCUGCACAGCCUGGCUACCUUCCGCAGCCUCAUGAAGCGCAGAAGCUCGGUGUGAACCACAGCCAGGCCUGCAGCACCCGUGAGCCAGCAGGGUGGAGGUCCCGCCUGCAGAAGCCGCAGGAGUUGACCAGGAGGACCCCCCCAAAGACGCCUUCGGGCCCCGUGGGAAGUCCCCAGCCCACCACCACCACCACCACCACAACCUCUACUCUUCCCCAGCCCUAAUCUCCAACUGUGCAGGCUUGCACCAGCCAGCAGGAAGCCGGGCUCUGAGGACCCCUGGAGCCCCCGAUCAGAGCCUGACGAAUUCCGAGAAAUGUGAAACUUGGGAGGUGGGGAGGUGGGAAAGCAGCCACUGGGAGCCUUUCGGAAAUUUGAGAAGCUCCCCAGUCCUCAGAGGCCCUGCUGGGACCCAGAACCCUUACCUCCCGAGGGGACUUCUGUUCUCGGUUUUUUGUUUGUUUUCUGGUUUUGUUUUGUUCUUCUUUUUUUUUUUUCAUCUCUACUUAUACCUCCCCCGGGCUCUCCAGAGCCCACGGUGUCUUUGUCCAGGUCAACCCCCACUCAGUCCCGCCUCGCUCUCUCAUCCCCAGCCGAGUCUCCCAGCCCGCCCUCCACUACCUUCUGUCAGGUUUCUUUGCAUGGCUAUGCAGUUAUGGAAGAAAAAAAGGAAAUCCCAGCAGUCCCUAAAGCUAGUCCCCAGAGGGCAGGGCAGGGGGAAAAAAUGGCCACAGGAGUGAGAGCAGAGAGAAGAGAGGCUCUGCAGGGUGGCAGCAUCCUUAGGUGAGCUACCUGGAGUCUGACGACAUGCUCAGGGCUCCUGUGAGACUCGAGCCUUCAGGACUGCCCCUGGAAGCUGACACACACUCCGGCUUGCUGUCUGGCCCUGGCUGUUGCUGCUGCUCACCUCCUCUUCCAUUUAUAGUGAUUUUUAGCACCGGAAACCCUGUCCUACCUACUCAUUCAUCUGAGUGUACUAACACUCUGGUCAGGUCACCUGGGCAGCUCUUAUGGCCAUUUUUUUUUCAGAAGAGGAAAACAGGUAAAAUUACUUGCCCAGGGUGAUGCAAGUCUUGAAGGGGAACAAGGACCUGCAGGCUUGUUCCCAGCCCAAGUGCUCUUCUUUCUGGUCCAGCCUGCUCUCAGAAGCAAAGCCCCUGCAGGCAGCACCCUGGCCUUGUGUAGGCAGCUGGGCUUAAACCUGAAUCAAAAGGUCCAGUCAGAGCCUUCCUGCCAUGGCUCUGCCUCUGCUACUCUUAGCCCAGAGACUGUGGCUCUAAAUGGGCUCUUGUCUCUGUUCACAAGCAGGGAAGUCCAUGGGACCAAGGUAAGCAGGACCGAGUCUCAUGGACUAAAAGUCAGGAGUUGGAACUCUGAGAGUUCAGGGAUUGGGCAGAGCAGCCCAGACAGCUGGCAGGUAUAUCCUGGGACAUUAUCCCCGGACUAGAAACCAGGGUGGAUACCUGCAUCCUAAGUUGCUAGAGUACAGCUUCCACUAUAGCCAGGAACACUCCUCUGGGAGAGAGAAGGUGUUACAGGACCCGGUGUGCCCUCUGUGUUAUCCACCUACAACCCGGGUGGAGGGUGGCAGACUGUUGGCUUGCUCCUGAGGACAAGCUAGAGAUGGGAUAGAGCCCAGGCCAACAGAAGGGUAUGUGUGGGGCUGUGAGUAUGGCUCAGAGGUAAAGCACUUUCCCAGUGUGCUUGAGGCCCUGAGUUUCAUCCCCAGGAAAAGGGGGAAGGGAACACCCCCCCCCAGCUGCCUUCCACUCACUGUCCCCAGGCCUAGCUCCACACUGCUGAGUAAGGCCAGCCUGAUCAUGUGGGAUCCUAGAAAGAGUGCCACACCAUGUCCUCCAGGCCCUGGAGAUCCCUAGGUGGAAGGAAUCUGACCUAUGUGUAUCCCGUGUCCAUUUGGAAGAGCUGGCCCGAGUGCCAAGGAGAGUGGGACCCAGGAGCCGGAGAGGUGCUGUCUGUGUUUAUGUUGGGCCAGAGGUGGCGCUCGCUGCCUCUGUCCUGUGUGUGACCCUGCCCUCGAGGGGUCAAGUCCCGUCAGAUCCGAGGGAGCCACAACCAAAGUUACAGAGAGGGUGGGGAAGGCAGCAGAGUGGCCCUAGGGGUCUGAGCAUGGGGGACCGCUUGUCUCCUGUAGGGUCUUGCCUAGGGAACUAGAAGGCCACUGUCACUUCCUGUCUCACCCCCUCCCACUGCAGGCAGCCUUUCUGCUUCCCCAAUGCCUUAUGCCUGGGCACACUGCCACAGAAUAUGCAAUAUGUGUGGGUGACAUGCCCCACACCCACCCGGGCAGCCCCUAAGUCCCCAGGCUGUGGCUGCCCUGGCCCCUCAGCAGCUCCUGCCCAUCUGUCUUCACACUGAGAAUGGCGCCUAAUAAAUGCUGUCCAUGGA
Mesocricetus auratus (golden hamster) is the source of this 3739-nucleotide messenger RNA. It is a transcript of the gene Kcnk3, whose product is annotated as potassium two pore domain channel subfamily K member 3. The transcript has 2 exons. Gene Ontology annotation, cellular component: membrane. The coding region runs from base 165 to 1388 and encodes 407 amino acids. The record is from RefSeq and is a predicted model, not a curated record. Lineage: Eukaryota; Metazoa; Chordata; Mammalia; Rodentia; Cricetidae. Gene Ontology annotation, biological process: stabilization of membrane potential; potassium ion transmembrane transport. Gene Ontology annotation, molecular function: open rectifier potassium channel activity; potassium ion leak channel activity.